AUGACUUCGACAACAGUCGCCGGAGUCUCUUGGAGCAGGCUUCCAGCAGACAUAUUAUUCAGAAUUUUGGAGCUUCUGCUUGAUGACGAUACUAGUUGCGCUGGAGCUGCUGCCGUGUCGCGACAGUGGCAGGCGGUCAUAGAGCCACGUAAUUUCGCCAGAAUCAAAGUCACGCCCUCACGUCUUGCUGAUUUUGAUUCCAUGACUUACCGGAAUCGGCAUCUCGUGAGAUAUCUGUGGCUUUGCCUGGAACUUGAGGAGUACAGCUCCAUGUUGUCGGACCUCACGAAUGCUGAUAAUCAUCUGAUCGCUACAUCUUUCCAGACACUCUUCGAAAAUCUAAGUUCUUGGGAUCCGCAUGGAAACUUGACACUUGAUAUUAGUAUACAUUCACCCUCUGACGCGAAGGGUGAAUCCGAUUAUUUGACUUUCGAAUCUGAUAUCCCUGCCUGCGAAAUAGACCACGACAAGUGGGCAGGAAAAGAAAUACAACGUCGGCGUGUGAGGAGUAUUGACCACCUGGCACAUUUUAGCUGCCUCAUGAGAGAGCUCCCAAGCCAAGGACGUCUAGCAAAACAGCAAUCCUUGAAAGAAUCCAACUCCUUGAGAGAUUCUUGGUUAAGAGGAGAAGAAUUUGACUUUGAGAGUAGCGUAAUGAGAAUCCAAGAAGCAGAUGCGCGGGACCCGGAUAAUCUGCUUGAGCCGGGGCAUAUAAUAUGGCAGAGAUUGCCAACCGUGCCAGCGGUUACCAGUGUGCUUCUUCGUCAACAAACCCGUCGAAUAUGGCCUUCGAAGCAACUUUCAAGGUUAUUUUCACGGCUUCCAAGGAUCCAGGAGAUCCACUAUGAACCGUGGAGAGAAUGGUUGGACCAUCAAGACUUUAGGGACAAACAAUACAAGGCUCUUGUGCGGUCCCUUCCACACACUUUGAAGACCCUGGUAUUGUUUGAGAAUUUCAAUCAGCACUAUAUAGCUCUGUAUCGCAACAGCCCGCUUGUUCGAGCUCCGAGUCUCAAGCUUAGCCAGGCGAUAGCCAAAGUCAGUCUCAACCUCGAAUGCCUGUCGGCAUCGUAUUUGGUAGAUGCCAGUUUCUUUUUUGAUGCCUACGAGUCUUCCGGGCUUUGGCCUCAUCUGAGGUCGAUUGCGCUUACUGCUCAGUCGCUGAGUCCCGAUGCAAGCAAAAAGACGAUCAACGCGCUUCUCCAGAAAGCAGCAACUGCAGUUUUACGGAUGCCUAAACUCGAGACCUUGGAAAUCUGGAACGGAGAAAAGGGUGUGGCGGCUCUCUUGAGAUAUCAGCCCUCGCGCGCUACUCUCACAUGGAGGGCUACAUGGGAGCUUGACAUAUUGAGUUCUGCAAUCCAAGCCUUUGAAAAGGUCGGACCGGCUCACUGUGUGGGAAGGUGUGAUAUUGUCAAGGAACUGCUGGAUGUUGGUCUCGUCGCUUCUCAUGGUGAUGCGAUCAAUCUCCUAAAGCACGUCUGCCCGAUACUUCGGCCGAUUUCACUGCAGCAGAUCCUAACCGAGGAGAGGUUUCUUGAAACCUGA
Clonostachys byssicola is the source of this 1548-nucleotide messenger RNA. Lineage: Eukaryota; Fungi; Ascomycota; Sordariomycetes; Hypocreales; Bionectriaceae. The record is from the annotation of a GenBank genome assembly.